AUGUUUAGUCGAUAUCACAGCGUCGAUGAUGUGCGAGCCCUGUGUAUUGCCGCAUUCUGGCUAUCAGAAGUAUCGUGGAAGCUCUCCGGCCAUGCUAUCCGGAUAGCCACGGAGCUCAACAUCCAUCAGUCCUUCUCCCGGGCAAUGGAAGGCGACCGAGAGCACUUUCUCCGAGCCAGGCUCUGGUACAUGCUCUAUGUCUGCGACAAACACUUCAGCAUAGCGUACGGCCGCCCACCCAUGAUCGCCGAAUCCCUACAGAUCCGAGACCACGAGCUGUUCCUGCAGUCGCCCUUCGCCGAUGCCCUCGACCGGCGGAUCCUCUCGCAGGUCUCCUUGAUGCAGAUCCUGACGCGCAUAUACGACCGGUUCAUCGAAGGGAGCAAGGGAUUCCCUCAGGAAAACACGGCAAGCGCGAUGCUCGCCGACGAGGAGGGCGAUUUUGAUGACCUGCGCGCGUUCAACGGCGAGAUAGACCGCUGGCGGAUGCUGUGGCACGCGCGCCAGGAGAAUAACCCUUUUAUCGGGUCCUUCCCGCCAAAGGGAAUCAUACUAUACUCCUAUUUUGCCAAGCUGCAGCUCAACUCGCUCGCGAUCCGUGGCGUGAGCCUGUCCAGCGGCCAACUGUCGACGCAGCGCAAGGAAUUCGUGAACCUAGCCAUCUCGGCGGCUGCUAGUAUCCUCACGUUCGUGCUAGAGGAGGGGGACAUGAGGAGGGCGCUGGUCGGGACACCGCUCUAUGUGCACACUAUGAUCACGUUCGCAUCUGCCUUUCUGAUGAAGGGCACGACCAUGUGGAGCCGCGUCAUGGGACUGAACAUCGAGGCGGGUUACGUUACCAAUUUACUCGAGCGCGUGGUCUCGUUGCUGAAGACGUCGGUGACUUCCGAUCGACAUGUCCUGCACCAUAUCGCAUUUGGACUGGAGAAGAUGUUGGCGAAGUUCAGCGCAACCUCAGGUGCGGCAACAGUGCAGGGCUCGAGACAUGCAGCCCUCAACACAGGCAUCUCAGGUCGUGACAACGGCCAGUUUGACCAAAGGUUCCCGACUGAUGGGCAUCACGUGGCUUUCUCGAACGCGGAAUGGGGUCCAGGAAAUACCGGAACACCCAGCUUCAGUUAUGAGUUCUCUGGUGACUUGAUAUUUGAGGCUUUCGGGAGUGGCUCUGCGAAUGAUGUCUAUGAUCUGCUGACGAGUCAACUGCCGUACUGA
Molecule: messenger RNA, 1212 nt
Organism: Diaporthe citri
Lineage: Eukaryota; Fungi; Ascomycota; Sordariomycetes; Diaporthales; Diaporthaceae
Exons: 2
Coding region: 1-1212 (403 amino acids)
Biological process (GO): DNA-templated transcription
Molecular function (GO): zinc ion binding; DNA binding
Source: RefSeq, a predicted model, not a curated record